Messenger RNA from Hevea brasiliensis (rubber tree), 1804 nucleotides. Its product is annotated as pheophorbide a oxygenase, chloroplastic. Bases 161 to 1777 code for a protein of 538 amino acids. The transcript is spliced from 7 exons. Lineage: Eukaryota; Viridiplantae; Streptophyta; Magnoliopsida; Malpighiales; Euphorbiaceae. Gene Ontology annotation, molecular function: chlorophyllide a oxygenase activity; 2 iron, 2 sulfur cluster binding; pheophorbide a oxygenase activity. The record is from RefSeq and is a predicted model, not a curated record. Gene Ontology annotation, cellular component: chloroplast thylakoid.
GUUAGAAAAAGAAAACGAAGACACACUAGGGAGAUUUCGCACGCAAACGCCUCUCUCAGUCUCUGUCUCUAAAACCCACUCUCUUUAAAAGAAUCCACCAAUAAAGGAAGGACUAAACUAAUCCAAUAAACAGAAAGAAAUAUCAUUAAACUACUAAUUCAUGGCUUUGCUUGUCUCUGCCUCUUGCAUGCCCAAAUCUUUACUAUCACCAGCGCCACUGAAACACAUCUCCCUCAAAGCCCCUACCCUUUCGUUUACUAGUGCAGAACUGCCAAAGAGAACCAAGAAGUUCUCUCCUUUUCAUGUGGCAGCACCCCCGUCACCAUCUAUUCAGAAAGAGGAGGAGGGAGAAGAUAAAGAAGGAGACUUUAGAGUUGAUGAUGAGACUGGAGAGGAGAGUUCUGAUUCCAAGUUCUCUUGGAGGGAUCAUUGGUACCCGGUUUCUUUGGUUGAGGAUUUGGACCCCAGCUUGCCAACCCCGUUUCAGCUUCUGGGUCGAGACUUAGUUCUUUGGUUUGAUAAGGCCAGUCAAGAAUGGGUUGCUUUUGAUGAUAAAUGUCCCCACAGGCUCGCUCCUUUAUCUGAAGGGCGAAUUGAUGAAAAGGGGCAUCUGCAAUGUUCAUACCAUGGAUGGUCAUUUGCUGGGUGCGGAUCUUGCACGAAGAUACCUCAGGCCUUGCCUGAAGGUCCUGAAGCUCGUGCGGCUAAGUCCCCCAGAGCUUGUGCUACCAGAUUUCCUACGAUGGUUUCCCAAGGUCUUCUCUUUGUUUGGCCAGAUGAGAAUGGUUGGGAGAGAGCUCAGGCAACCAAGCCUCCAAUGUUACCUGAUGACUUUGAUAAACCCGAGUUCUCAACAGUUACAAUUCAGCGUGAUUUGUUCUAUGGUUAUGAUACGCUUAUGGAGAAUGUCUCUGAUCCUUCCCACAUUGAUUUUGCUCAUCACAAGGUUACAGGAAGGAGAGAGAGAGCCAAGCCUUUGCCAUUUAAGUUGGAAGCUAGUGGGCCUUGGGGCUUUGCUGGGGCUAAUGAUGGAAAUCCACGGAUCAGUGCUAAGUUUGUUGCACCUUGUUACUACAUGAAUAAAGUAGAGAUAGACGCAAAACUUCCUAUAGUUGGUGAUCAGAAAUGGAAAAUAUGGAUUUGUUCCUUCAACGUGCCAAUGGCACCUGGGAAGACACGUUCAAUUGUUUGUAGUGCUCGAAACUUCUUCCAAUUAACAAUGCCAGGGCCUGCUUGGUGGCAGGUGGUUCCCAGAUGGCACGAGCACUGGACUUCAAAUAAGGUGUACGAUGGAGACAUGAUUGUUCUUCAGGGUCAAGAGAAGAUCUUUCUUUCCAAAGCAAAGGAAGGUUCAACUGACGUAAAUCAAAAUUACACAAAACUCACAUUCACACCCACUCAAGCGGAUCGCUUUGUCUUAGCUUUUCGAAAUUGGCUGAGGCGACAUGGAAACAGCCAACCUGAGUGGUUAGGCUAUAGUGAUCAACAACCUUUGCCAUCAACAAUCCUAUUAAAAGGCCAGAUGUUGGAUAGAUUUGAACAGCAUACCCAGAAAUGCUCAUCAUGUAGAAGGGCCUACACUGCAUUCCAAACAUUACAAAAAAUUUUAAUUGGUGCAACUGUGGCUUUCUCUGCUACGGCUGGGAUUCCCUCAGAUCUCCAGUUCAGGGUUUUCUUGGCCGGACUUGCAAUUUUAAGUGCCGGCUUGGCUUACAUCUUGCACCAACUGGGGAGAAAUUUUGUAUAUGUUGAUUAUGUACAUGCUGAAAUUGAAUAAGAAGACACAGACAAUUAUAGAACUUAA